Molecule: messenger RNA, 216 nt
Organism: Brenthis ino (lesser marbled fritillary)
Lineage: Eukaryota; Metazoa; Arthropoda; Insecta; Lepidoptera; Nymphalidae
Source: the annotation of a GenBank genome assembly
AUGAGAUUCGGAACGAGCCGCGUCUUUACUUCUUCUAAACCCAACUCCAUGACAGCUGUACCCAGUAGGUGGCGCCGAUGGCUGCCGGUGGCGGGCGAGGGCGCUUGGGAGGCCGACGGGCAAAAAGCCCGCAAUGCCGGUGCAAGAGAUCCUUGCAUUAAUCAAGAACACCGUGCCCGGGAAACUCCCGCCCACAAUGUAAACCUAAUUGACGAU